AUGGCAAGCAAGAAGCUGUAUUUCGGCAUUCUUCUCGUUCGAAGUUGUUUCUGGUUGUUUGUGGCGGUCUGGAGUGCGGGGAAGCAGAGUGCGUGCUUAUCAAAUACACCAGGAGAAGUCCAAGAAGGGAGUGCAGAAUUACAAGUGUCCAACGGGUCCCCACCAGACACACUGACAAGAUUGCAUGCAAGAGCGGUCUCCCAGAUGGGAGCAAUAGAUAACGAGUUUGACACAGGGCUCGUCUGGAAGAAGCGAUUCCACUUAAUUGCUUUGUCUGUGCUGUUCCUAGCAGUACUAAGGGCAAUUUCAAUUCGUAGGGAAAGGGAGACAAAGAGGAGGGCACAGAGAGAAUUCAGACUACCGACAAAAGAACCUUUGUUUGACGCGGAAUUGGAAGAAGGCCUUUUGCCUUCAGACGAAAAGGCGCGCAACCAUGUAGUUUUACCAGUUGAGGAACCCCCGAAGGAAAUUAGCGUGCCACGAGCAAGGCAUAGACCGCAAGAUAAAUCUCUACCAAAGGAACCACCAAAGGGGCCUGAUGCUGGUCGACGACAAGCAGAAGAAUCAGAAGGCGAGUUAGCAAAGACGACGAUAACCGUUGGGCGGGAAACUCGGAAGGAGGGCCCUAAGGAAAGGUUUACUCCCGAGGUACCUGAGAUGCCUGCUACUCCCCAGCUACCGACAAAUGCCGGGGAAGAAGCAGAAGGGGAACGGAGGGAGGAAGAAAAAAGUGUUCAACAGCCGGAUCCACUGCAGCAUGCACAGCCGAAUACACAGCCAAGCCUACCGCCUUUUCCAGAACCUUCGGAAGUAGUUCUACCACUUGAUGUACCAGAAGUAGUAUUUGCGGGGCACGCAGUUCCUACGGAACCUGUCAGUGUGCAGCCUGAUGAAUUGCAGCAGCAGGGUCCUAUCGUGCUACUUGAAGACGACGAUGAGGUGCAAGAAUUGAGGGCUAAGCGGAGCACUGUCACUAAUCUAUUGGAAGUUGCGGUCAAGUUAGUUGAUGAGUUGCCGCCUGGGGAGGCACAAAGGACUGUAGAUAAACUGAAGGCGGAUAUAGAGACUGCUGAACAAGCGGAGAUUAUGUACGAUUCUGCAAAAAGCUACCGAGAUCCAAAUAUUGUAUCAAUUCGGGAACAAACUUUGAAUGCUUUGAAAUCAUCCCUGGAGAAAGCUCGCGGUGCGCUCCUGCAGUUGUCUACACUGGCAAAACAGCACGGUGAGGAAGUGCACGCGUACUGUUCUGAUACGGUCUCUUUUACAGACACCUCUGAGUUGAGGGAGCAGCUGAAGGAAAGCUUGGAAGCGGCAUCGAUCAAACUGUGCAUCGAGACGCUAUCGUCGCUGGGAAGAACCUCCAUAACUCUGCAACAGGAGAGUGAGGACACUGCUAAGCUCUUAAACUCUGCAAAAUUCGUAGACGCAUGUGUACCAGAAGAUUUUGUCCAAUUGUAUGGAGCCCUUGCCGCCAUGAAUUUCAGGAAGAAAACCUUGGAACGUCUGGCUUCUCUGGACAUCGAACUGAACAAGGAUCUUUUAAGUAUGCAUAGGGCUUGGCUGAUGGGAAAAUUGCAGGCAGAACGCAUACCGCUCGAAAUGGAUGCAAGUCUAGUCCAGGGGCUUCACGGGUUACUGUUACAAAGCCGUCCCUCAUAUUCGAAACAGUCAGCUGCAGGAACAACAGGUGAAGUGAUGCAAAGGAUCAAAGAGUUAAUUAUUGGGCAGCACCAAGAUUUGGAUGCCUUGAAUACUGCACACGACAUUCCGGGAGUUACAGCGGCGUAUGAAAGAGCGAAGUCAUCCAAUCAGGAAAUCAAAGUUUUACUGCAAACGCAAAAGAUGCAGUUGCAAGGCGUCCUGCGGCGCCAACCACUGAGCAAGGCAGAGGCAGCCUUUGUGUCUCAACGCAUGGAGAAAAUUGCUGAAACAGCCGUUGAGAACAGCGAAGAGUCUUGGAGGUUUGCUCAAAGCUUUUUUGCAGAGGUUAGCGGCAAUACGCAAAAAGUUGAAGCCUAUCCUGCUGACGGCAAAGCGUCACUGGAAAAGGUGGCAUCUAAACUAAAGGGCAGCGCCGUUGGCAAUGGUACCACAAACACUGUGAAAAAGUAUUUCGCCGAACCUCUGAGCCAAAUUGAAGUUGCGGCGAAGGAUCAUCUUGCUAGGACUCAAGAAAUGCUAGAGCUAGCUAAGCAGGCAAGAAAGUACAAACUGGAUAAGGAAGAACUUGGAUCCUCGGCAUUGGAUACGAAAACAAACCUUAGGGUCAAGGCGGCGACGACUAACGCAGAUGCAGCUCUUUUCCUUCUACGGUUUCGAUAUUUUAAUAGCUUGUCGAAGGAAAUUGAGGGACUUGGUGGCACGUUGCGAACUAUAUCCGCGUCUCGAUUCCGGCCAACAUCAAGUGGAUGGGUUGAGGUAGAAAGGUUGAUGGACAGAUUUGACGAAGAGAAGGCAAAGGCCAGGGCAGCUCAGAACCUUGAUGUGAUACCUGGCUGCGUAGAGGCAAUGAUGCAGUCCAGCUUGCAAAUAUGGACUCUGCUUGAACGCGAGCGUUUGGAACAGCUCGAUGGGGCAGUCAGAAAGCCACGCUUAUCUCUUCAUGGUGCAUUGAGAGACGAGGACGGGCAUCUGAAUGCUCAAUAG
Eimeria maxima is the source of this 2646-nucleotide messenger RNA. RefSeq lists its product as hypothetical. The transcript has a single exon. The coding region runs from base 1 to 2646 and encodes 881 amino acids. NCBI's taxonomy places the organism in Eukaryota, Apicomplexa, Conoidasida, Eucoccidiorida, Eimeriidae. The record is from RefSeq and is a predicted model, not a curated record.